CAACCUCGAUUUUGAGUGCGGCUGGAGGGCUGCUACGUCACAUCCGCCGUUCCCCUCCGGAAGUAGAGUUAAUUUUUAUUCACAGGGAGAAAAAAAAACAGCUGUUGUUGAGAAAGAAAACAUCAAAAAAUGCCGGCCCCAAAGAGAGGACCAGCUCCUCAUGAUUCUCAGCCCAAGAUGCGGAAGUUGGAUGAGGAUGGGGAGGCUCUGCCAUCCAAAACUGCACCAGCUACCAUCAAUAGGUCCCUUAAAACAGGAAAUACACAAGAAAAGUCAGCAGCCCCUCGGACUAAGAAAAAACUGUCUGCUUCAGGGGAAGAGGGAAAUAAACCAGCCAAGUCAUCCAAUCAGAGCUCUCCUCCGAAGGAUUCCAGCAAAACCAUUUCUGAUCCGCCUGUCAAAAAAGCCAAGCUCCUGAACGCCACAAGUGCCUCCUGCGGAGAAGCUCCCUCACAGAAAGCUAACUCCAAACCUUCCCUGAAGCGAACAGCCUCCACAGAGUCUGACGAUGAGCUGAGUAGCGAUGGUGGUAAGAUUGACCUCUUUAGAGAGAGGGAUGAUGGCGACAAGGCCCGCUGCAUCAGAAAAUAUUCAAACCGAGUCAAAGCGAAGCGCAAAGCUGAAGAAUCACCUACUGACUCACAGGAAACAAGCCAAGGGUUGCUUUCUGCACCGACAGACCUUAUACAGAUGGACCACAAUUAUGGCAGAUUCUCAGAUUUGCCAGAUAUUCGAAGCAUGGAUGAGGCUGAUCAGAAUGAGACCAAGGAAGCUGCAGAGUCUGUUACUGAACCUGAGAGACAAGAAGAGUCAAAGGAAACCUCAGUCUCUGUAUCUGGUAGCACUAAUACUAGUAUAAAAUCUGAGUGUGCGGCUGAAGAAAGUAAAUAUGAGGAACUUAAAAAUGUAGAAGGCCAAAAGCUCAUAGAUAAGGAAACACUACCAUCAUCUGGAGAAACAUUAGACUUUGUCACUGCAGCAGUUGAAAACACGCCUUGUGUUGCAUCUGAGGCUAAGGAAAAUGAAAAGGAGGACAUUGCAGAGUCUACCAAAAGCCAAAAGGAUGAAGAUGGCAAAACACUAGCAUUGUCAGUGGAAACACUAUGUUCUGUUACCGGAGAGGUGAAUCCAAGCUGUGAACUUAAAGACCAGGUAGAUGAAAAAACAGGCUCAGAUUGCACACCAGAAAGUCAGGCAGAUGUGAGCAGUGACACUGAAACAAAGGAGACCACAGAGUUACUUUCUGACGGGAUGAAACUGAAUUUAAAAUGUAAAACCAAGGAAGACGAACAUGAAAUGAAUGAAGGGAUUGAAGCAGCCAGUGUCUCCAUGGAGCAAAAAGAUGUGGGUACAGAAGAGAAACCAUUGUCAAACAAAACAAACUCUGCACCAGAAGAGAUCCUGGUGGGAAAUAGGAAUCCAGAGAGUCAAACAGACCUCAGUGUUAAAAUUCAAGUUACUUUUAAGGAGGAAUCGAAAUCUGUACACAUGCCUGACCAAGUGCCAGAAAAAAUGACCAACUCUUGUGAUGGUGUGAGCAAAGUAGUUAGAAACUCUGAGGAAAAGCUUGAAGAUGGUGAAAGAAAAGAAGUUGAAUUCCAGUCGCCUCAGUCUGUUGCUGAUCCUGGGUCUUUUUUUGAGGUGCAGGUUAGCCAUGGCGUGACAGACAAGAUGACUGACAGCUGUGCUGAAAUAUUGACACCUGAUUGCGAGGCGGUUUGUGAGCAAAAACAAAGAGAGGUGUUCUCUGAAUGUGUCACAGUCUCAGAGGGUCAAAUAGACGUGCACUCGCAGACUAAAAUAACAUCAGAGGGGAUGUCUGACUCAGCACCUAGAGUGGCUAUACAAAACCAGGGGAACCACAAAGUUAAUGACCACACUCCGGAAAUACCUGCUGAGGUUAAAGAAGAUGUGAAGGUGGAAAAUACUACAAGUAUGGAAAAAGAAACGGAGACGAACUAUGAGUGUGCCACUGCGCCAGAUAGUGAAAUCAAAAUGGAUGCAGAGGCUUCAGCAACGUCAGAGGAGGAGAUUGCUAAUCCAGCCUCCACGGUGGAAACACAAAGCCAGAAAGGCCAAGAGGUUUGGGAACCUACUACAGACAUAUCUGCCAAUUUUAAUAAGGAUCAUGUGGUUGAAAAUUCUAAAAUCAGAGAAAUGCAGACUACUUCGACAUCAGACAUUUUUCCUCCAACCUCUAAAUUGGAAAUAGAAAAUCAGAAAUGUACUGCAGGCAUAUCCACAGAGGUUCAUGGAGAUAUAAUGAUUGAAAAUUCCGAAAAAAUGGAAAAUGAAGACAGCGAGAACCCUGAAUGUGCUAGUGGAGCCCAGAGUCAAAACAACAUGGAAAUACAACCUAUAACAACAUCGGAGAUUCCUAAUCCAGCACCUACACUGGAAGAGAAAACGCAGGAGAGCCCAGAAGUGAGCGAGCCCACCACAGACGUAUCUGAUCAAGUACAUGCACAUUCUCAGAGCACAGAAGAUAUAGACAGGGUUGAUGCCAAAUGUGUUGCUGCUCCUGAGAAUCAAACAGAAGUGGAUAUGCAGGCUGUGACUUCAUCAGAGGAGCUUUCCAAUCUAGCAUCUACGGAGGAAAUACAAAACCAGGAAAGUCAGGAAGUCAGCGAACCUACCACAGACAUGUCUGAUGGAUUUCAUGAGGAUCAAAAAUGUGAACAAACUAAGUUUGUGGAAAAUGAAAACAAGGUGAACUUUGAACCCGCGGCUGUACCAGAGAGUCGAAUUGAAAUGGAAAUGCAGACGACAUUGACUUCAGAGAUUUCUAACUCAGCCCCUUCAGUGGAAAUACAAAAGACGAGAACUGCAGAAUCAGAGGAGAUUUCUAAAAUAUCACCUACAGUGGUAAUGAAAAGCCAGGAAGUCAGUGGAUGUGCUACAGACAUAUCUACAGAGAUUCACGGUAACCUGAUGAUUGAAAAUUCUCAAAAUGUGAAGAAUGAAGGCAAGAUGAACUUUGAAUCUGAGGCUGCACCAGAGAAUCAAAUCAGAUUGGAAAUACAGACUAAACCGACUUCUGAAUUUUCUAACCCAGCCUUUUCAGUGGUAAGAGAAAGUCAGAAAAACCAAAAUGAAGUGGAUGUAGAGAGUACACCAACGGCAGAGGAGAGUUUUAACGUAGAACCUACAGUGGAAAUACAAGGCCAGGGGAGCCAGGAUGUCAGAGAUCAUAGUACUGACAUAUUUACAGAAUAUGGUGUACCAGAGAAUCAAAUCAACAUGGAAACGCAGGUUACAGUGACAUCGGAGAUUUCUGUUCUAGCACACAAAGCAGAAAUACAAAGCCAGAAAAACCAAGACGUCACUGAACCUGCAAGAGACACAUCUGAAAAGGUUCAAGAAGAAAUAAAGAUUCCUUCAAAUGACUGCAAUGAAGGUGAAAACAAGGUUAUCACAGGCUGUGUCAGUGCUACUGAGGGUCCAAAAGAAAUGGAAACGCAGACAACGGCAACACCAGAGGAGAUUUCUGAUCCAACAACUGAAGUGCAAACACAAAACCAGAGAGGUCAGGAGGUCAGUGAACUUACUACCGACACUGAACUUCAAAAUGAUGCAAUCAUUGCUUGGCCUGUGAGCAAGGGGAACAAGGAAGAAGUCAUCACUGAAUGUGUUAGUGCUACUGAGAAUCAAGUAGAAAUGGAUGCGGAAACAACAGCAACUCCGGAGGAGAUUUCUGAUCCAGGAUCUAUCGUGGAAAUACAAAGCCAGGGAAGCCAGGAGGUGAGUGAACUCAAUGCAGACAGUGAGAUUCAGAAAGAUCUAGUGACUGCAAGUUGUUGGAAUAAGGACAUUGAAGACAAGGCUACUUCUCAGCCUGUUAAUGUUCCAGAGAUUCAAACAAAUAUGGAAACUACUGCAGCGCCUGAAGACAUUUCUAUUCCAGCACCUAUAGCAGAACAACAAAGCUAUACGAUGGAGGAAGUCACUGAACACACUGUGGCCUUAUCAAAUGCAACUCAGGAACCUCUUCCUAUGAGUAAUUUGGAACAUAAAGAAAAUGAAAAUAUGCCCGAGGCAGCAAUUAGUGCUGAAGAUAUCCAAGAGGAUAUGGAUGUAAUAAGUGGAUCAAUAGAAACGGAAGAUUCUGCCUUACAAGAGGAAACAGGGAAGCAAAUGAUUAAUGAGGCCAAAGAAGAGACUGCAAUCAUUUCUCAUGAUAAGGCUGACAAAACAGUCAGUAUUAUUGAAGGACAAGGAGAAGGAACUGGCAGCAAUGAAGUAAUCGUUUAUGUUUGUGGCCAGACAGAUGACACUGAUGUUGUAAUUCACGCAUCAGAAGAGCAGAUUAAGAAUCAGCCAGAAGUUCAGCUUCACGAAAACCAGAUCGUGUAUGAACCCAUUAGUAGUCCAGAAAGUAAUGACGAUAGGGAGGUGUCUACAGCGUCAGAGAAGCAUGAUGGUGUGUCUUUACUGGAUUUACAGAACACAGAGACCCCGCAACUUAAAGAACACACAUCGACUGAUGAAGAAAACAACACAAUUGUUGACCCACAAUUGGAAAAUGUGGAAAACGCUAAGGAACAAAUUUGUGUAUCUGACAGCCGAGCAGCAGUUGAAAUGGAAGUAGAAAGCAUACAAAACAGUGUGCCAGAAAGUUCUCUCCCUGCACAGUUGGAGCAGAGUAACAGGAAUGUGGAUGUGAAACAAGUUGCAGUGAUCAGCUCCAGCGAUGAUAUCAGCGUGCCAGAUGGCCAGCCAGAAGAGGCAACAGAAAAAAGUGACAGGAAUGGUUUUCUGGAGUGCAUCAGUGCCACAGAUUUUUCUGAACAGGUGCAGGAGGACACUGGACUUCAGGAGGCUGCAGACAUCACGGUGACAACAACUACAGCCACCACUGAAGCUGAGAUACCAGAUAGUACAUCGGAGGAGUAUGUGAUCUUAGAACCAGUCCCAGAGAGUGAAAUUCACUUUGAUAUUGUCACUCAAGCAGCGGCCGAAUCGGGUUUGUCUGCCUCGCUUUCAGAGGAGGUGAACCCAGACAGCGCAUUAGUGGGUGAAGCAGAAAAUCUUUUAAGUGGUUCCCAACAAACCAUCUUCCCUCAGGCAGAAGUGCAUGAGGUCAAAGAUGCUACACUGACCAGUUCAGGUGAGGACAAGGAGACCAGGGUUAGGACAGAAACAUCAACUGGGGAAGUUUUUGAAGUUCAAAAUUCUGACCAAUGCCAGCAAUCAUCGUCUGACACGAUGGACCUUAUUACCACAGAGAUGGAUGUGACAAACUCUCAUGCUCAAUGCACAAAUGAAGACGGUGACGCUGUGGUGAUAGAGACUGCUGAGGGAAAUUUGGACCUACAAGAAGUGCAGAUUCUGGAGGAUAUAGAGAUCGGUCGUGAGAUUGUAGUAGCAGAGGAAGAGAACGAGGAAGACGGUGACAUUACAAUAAUAGAAAAACCCCAGGAAACACCUGAGGCAGGCCCUCCUAAAAAGGCGCAUGAAAAGGUUAAUGAGAAAAAUAAAGACGACAUCAGUGGGACCAACCUGAAGCAAAACAGCACAGCUGGCGACAAGGCUGAAGAUGAUCAAAAGGGACAGGAGGCAGAAAAACCCAAGAAGCAAGAAAUGAAUACACAAGCCAGAACCAAAGCUCGCCUGGCAGCGCUGGCUGAGCAAAAGGCUGCAGCAUCUAAGAGAACAGCAAACAGACAGCAGCUGAACCUCUUAGCUCUGUGUCAGGAAAUCGCAGAGGACAUUGCCACAGACAGCAUGCUUUUGAAGAGGAUAGAGGAGGAAAAACAAGCAGCAGCAGCAGCGGCGGCAGCAGCAGCAGCCAAGGGUGAAGCCAGCAAGAAAGAAAUUUCACCUGUUAACACACAGGAUUCAGAUACUGUUAAUGUAGCAACUCCUGCUGGACCAGAAGGGUGCUCUGCUUCGGUGACCCCUGCUUUGGAGGCAUCUGCAGCCCAGCCCUCGACACCUGAUUCAGCUGAGGCCAAGCCAGCUACAGAGCCUCCAAAGAGACGUUUCUUCAUCACGCAAGUUUCCGUACCGCUGAAAGCCCAUGAGAAAAAGAAGCUAACUAGAUAUCAAAGGCUGAGACAGGUUGAACUGCAGAGAGAAAAAAUGUCCUGGGCACGCGUGAAGAAACUAAAGUCUGACCAAGCAAAUCAGAUGUUUUCAGAGAUGGAUUGGCAAACACCCGUGUCUGCCACCUCUCCAUUUUUAGUGAGUCCUGUGACCACAACUCCUCCACCUGCAGCCAGUCCACCAAAAACAUCUCCCCCAAGCCCUGCCACAAUUAGCAAACCUGCUACACCCCAGGCAGAGGUUCCCAAAGCUGAGACUCCUAAAGCUGAACCCAUCAAAACAGGACCCACUAAGACAGAAACCUCCAAACCGGCACCCACUAAAACAGAAACCUCCCACCCAGAGCCAACUAAAACUGAACAUACUAAGUCUGAAACCCCAAAAACUGAACCUCCUAAAACUGAAACUCGUAGAAGUACAAGGCAAAGUAAGGCUCAAACUCCUAAGGCAGCCCCUACUCCAGGGCCAGCCCCGAAAGUGACUAGAUCAGCAGCCAAGCGGAGCCUCCCAGCAGUGCCUCCUCCCAUGCCCAAUGGACUUAAUACUCAAAAAUCGAAGCCUGAUAUUGAUUACAAGCCAUACAGACCCCGGCCCAAGUAUUCCCCUGAUGACUUUGAAUUAGAUGAUGACCCCUUACCGGUUGCUCCGACAAAGCCAAAUGUUCAGUCGAGGCCCACACAGCCGACACGGCCCAACCUUCAGUCAAUCCCCUCAGCUCAGUCUAAACCCGCAGUUUCAUCACAACUUACCAACCAGGCAAAACUCAAAGCUCAGACCACACCUGCUGGACAGAUCCCAGGUCAGUCAAAGCCCAGUGUUGCAGCUACAGCUCAGUUAAAGCCUGUAGCUUCCACCAACCCGCAAUCAAAACCUGCUGUUGCAGCAACUCUCCAGUCAAAGGCCACAACUGCCACUGCAGCUUCAUCAAAACCUGUUCCUUCAGCUAAGGCUCAAUUAAAGUCUCCUGUCUUGACAGCACCACGGUCGAAUGCCGUUUCUGCUCCAGGUCAGUCCAAGCCUGCUGCUUCUGCUCCCACCCAGUUAAAGCCUGCAGCUGGUGGAGUUGCAGCUCAGUUGAAGCAGUCUGUCUCAACCACAUCUGAGACAGGACCUGACGUUUCGAAGACCGAUGCUGCUUCGAUGUCUCGGGAAACCCCAAAUCCACCAUCAUCGGAAGAUGGCAAAUGCAAGGAUAUAGCUGAUCCACUUUCAUCAACUCCCACCUCUUCCCUUUCCUCUGAUGAGAGCUUGAAAGUGUCGGAUGGCACACAGCAGCAUGAACAAAAGCCUGCAGAGAAUAAGACAGAAACAGCCAAGGCAGCUGAGAAGAUAUCGGAAAAGCUUUGUCAAGACAGAGCAGCGAAGUCACAGGAUGGUGGGACUCCUCUCUCUGAUGAAUGCCUGCAAAGAGAAGUCAAGAAACUAAAGGAGGCUGACAAAGAUGGCACCCAAACUAUUAUUGAUGCAGGACAGAAGCAUUUUGGAGCAGUGGCCUGCAGUGUGUGUGGGAUGCUCUACUCUGCUGCCAACCCAGAGGAUGAAUCUCAACAUUUACUCUUCCACAAUCAGUUCAUCAGCGCUGUCAAAUAUGUGGGAUGGAAAAAAGAGAGGAUUCUGGGAGAGUAUCCUGAUGGCAAGAUCAUUCUUGUCCUGCCAGAUGAUCCCAAAUAUGCUCUGAAGAAGGUUGAGGAGAUCAGGGAGAUGGUGGACAAUGACCUCGGCUUCCAGCAGGUGGAGACCAAGUGUCCCUCUCAGACUAAAACCUUCCUCUUUAUCUCCAAUGACAAGAAAGUGGCUGGAUGCCUCAUAGCAGAGCACAUACAAGAGGGGUACCGGGUGAUUGAGGAGCCCGUACCGGACGGUUCAGAGGGAGAGAAGGUGAUGUUUGAACGUCAGAGAGCUUGGUGUUGCUCCACCACGCCAGAGCCAGCGAUCUGCGGUAUCAGCCGCAUCUGGGUUGUUAACAUGAUGAGACGCCAGGGCAUCGCCUCACGCAUGCUGGAGUGCCUCAGAAACAACUUCAUAUACGGUUCAUACCUGAGCAAAGAUGAGAUCGCUUUCUCCGACCCCACUCCUGAUGGAAAACUCUUUGCCACGCAUUAUUUUGGCACCUCUCAGUUUUUGGUUUAUAACUUCGUGAGUGGAACACGUUCGUCCCAGCCCACAACCGAUGCAGUAUGACAGUCUUCAGGAAAGGUAACAAUGGAUUUAACCGAGACGCUCACUGAGUAACAGGACCCGCCCUCACUAAACAAUGUCUGACACAGAGUCUUUAUUUGUUUAACGAUUAAAAAACAACAAGAAAAACUGUAAAUUACUCUUUGGAGAGGAUACACAUUGGUUUAAAUCUCAGGAUGAAAACAACAAGGUGUUGUUGAAAAAUGUUAUUAAUUCACCCUUUAAUCCCUCCCAGCAUAGUAUUUUGAGAAAAAAAAAAGUAUUUUCUUUAUACGUUUUUAAGCAAACCGUUGGUUUUAUUAGAAGUAUAGAGUUUACAUGCAUGAUCUGACAGCAAUAGAAAACAAAGAGCAUUUCAUUGUUUUGGGGGUUUUAUUUUCCAUCCCCGAGAAGCAUAAGAUCAAUUGACUGCAUUAAAUAAACAGUUAUUUUAGAGUUUGUCCUCAUUUUGUUUUUGUUUUUUUACACCUAUGUCGUGGAGUAAACUAUGUGUACAUGAGGGUUUUCCAUGUUCAUCUCUCGACAGUUAACAGUGAUGCUGCCAUUGUCUCACAUCUGAAAUGCUUAAAGGUCAAAACUGCACAAUGCACAUUGAGCAGUUCAGGUUGACUCCUUUUUUUUUUACCCCCACAUCAGUCCGCUCAAUUUCACUUUCAUGUUUUCAAAUUAAUCAUCAAAACCAGGGGAUUUUUAUCGGUGGGACACAUUUCAACACUCUGAUCGAGGAGAUGUGGGUUAGAACUGUAGCUUGGGCAUUAAUUGUGUGCUCUAAUUUUCUUAGAUCACUUCGUCUGAACUGUUUAGGUUUCCAAGCUGAGCCAUAUACUGUACACCAUUUUAGCAGGGCAUUGUAGCCUAUACUGUAUGAGUGAUGUCUUUUAAUUUCAUCAAGGCUGUCUAUUGCUUUGUUUGUGCCUGAAUGAAUAAUGUUUGACUUACAAAGUUGAUUUGUUUUCUUUUUAGCCAUAUGUUCCUCUAAGCAGCAUUUGGCGUUUUAUUCAGUUAGUGUAGAGUAUCAUCCUGCUAUUCCUUAGUAACAACAAAUUAUAAUGUAUAUGAAAUUAUCAUGUAGAUUGAUGCAUACUAUAAUAAAGUUUAUAAUGAAAGGUGCA
Molecule: messenger RNA, 9335 nt
Organism: Toxotes jaculatrix (banded archerfish)
Lineage: Eukaryota; Metazoa; Chordata; Actinopteri; Toxotidae
Product: microtubule-associated protein futsch-like
Exons: 10
Coding region: 130-8226 (2698 amino acids)
Biological process (GO): mitotic sister chromatid cohesion
Cellular component (GO): nucleus; chromatin
Molecular function (GO): protein-lysine-acetyltransferase activity
Source: RefSeq, a predicted model, not a curated record